AAUUCAGCACAACCGUGGUGCUUCCGUUAAGAGACUGUGAGUACUUCCCUGUUCUGGAGUGGACGUGGCCUAGUCGACUUCAUAUCAACGAUUUCAGAGGCAUAGGUUUUCUUUUGGAUGUUCAUCCAUGCAGCGCUGCUUCACUCUGACCCUUGCCCGGCACAGCAGGCUACUUUUAAGAAAUAAAUUUGCAUCUGUUCGCUGCCACCAGUCAGCAGCCAUGUCGAGUCUCCUCAUCAACCAACCCCAAUAUUCGUGGCUAAAGGAGCUGGGUUUGUCUGAGGACAACCUGGGUGUUUAUAAUGGGAGCUGGGGAGGCAGCGGGGAAGUGGUCACGUCCUACUGCCCUGCCAACAAUGAGCCUAUAGCCAGAGUUACUCAGGCUACUAUGGCAGAGUAUGAAGCAACUGUUCAGAAGGCGAGGGAGGCCUGGAAGGUGUGGGCAGAUAUUCCUGCUCCAAAAAGAGGGGAGAUUGUCAGACAGAUAGGGGAUGCAUUAAGAAAGAAAAUCACAACUCUUGGAAGUUUAGUUUCUCUGGAGAUGGGUAAGAUCUUUGUUGAAGGAGUGGGAGAAGUUCAAGAGUACGUUGACGUCUGUGAUUACGCUGUCGGUCUGUCAAGAAUGAUCGGUGGGCCCAUCCUUCCCUCUGAAAGACCCGGACAUGCUCUUCUGGAGCAGUGGAACCCUGUCGGGCUCGUCGGCAUAAUCACCGCCUUUAACUUCCCUGUGGCUGUUUACGGCUGGAACAAUGCUAUUGCGAUGACCUGUGGCAACGUCUGCCUUUGGAAAGGUGCCCCAACCACCCCUCUCACCAGUGUCGCAGUUACCAAAAUAGUGGCUGAGGUGCUAGAACAAAACAAUCUGCCUGGAGCCAUCUGCUCAUUGACCUGUGGUGGCGCAGAUAUUGGUACUGCCAUGGCAAAGGAUGAACAUGUGGAUCUCCUGUCGUUCACUGGCAGUACCCACGUUGGCAAGCUUGUGGCCAUGAUGGUGCAGGAAAGGUUUGGACGCAAGCUGUUGGAGCUCGGUGGGAACAACGCCAUUAUUGUGUUUGAGGAUGCAGACCUGAACCUUGUGGUUCCCUCUGCGGUCUUUGCUUCUGUAGGAACUGCUGGCCAACGUUGCACCACAACCAGGAGGCUGAUGCUCCAUGAGAGCAUCCAUGACACGGUGGUUGAGAGGAUAUCUAAGGCCUACAAACAAGUUCGGAUUGGAGACCCUUGGGACCCAAAAACUCUCUAUGGCCCUCUGCAUACCAAACAAGCUGUGGAGCAGUAUCUGGCUGCCAUUGAGCAGGCCAAGCAGCAGGGGGGUACCGUUGUUUGUGGUGGAAAAGUGAUGGAUCGUCCUGGAAACUAUGUGGAACCCACUAUCAUUACAGGUCUGCCUCAUGACUCACCCAUUGUCCACACCGAAACCUUCGUCCCCAUCUUGUAUGUCCUGAAGUUCAAGACGGAAGAAGAGGCAUUUGCCUGGAACAACGAGGUCAAGCAGGGUCUGUCGAGCAGCAUCUUCACCAAAGAUAUGGGCAGAGUUUUCCGCUGGAUGGGUCCCAAAGGGUCUGACUGUGGCAUUGUGAACGUCAACAUUCCCACAAGCGGAGCCGAGAUCGGAGGAGCGUUUGGUGGUGAGAAGCACACUGGUGGUGGAAGAGAAUCAGGCAGUGAUUCCUGGAAGCAGUACAUGAGGCGCUCAACGUGCACAAUAAACUACAGCAAGGAUCUUCCUCUGGCUCAGGGCAUCAAGUUUGAGUGAAGCCGUCAAGUUAAUUUUAGUAACACUAAAUUUAUGUCGUUUUCACGGUAACUACUGUGAAACAAUUGUCUUUGAAUUUAGAAAAGUCUGUGUACAUUAACUAAAACUUAAGAAUAAUUUUAGAGCAGUAUUUAGCUGUGAAUUAUGAUAUAAAUUUUGAUAAUUUGUCAGUUAAAGGUCAAACGCUGUUCUCAGAAAGUGUUCAUGUGCACUUUUUCUACAAGCACUUAAAUGUCACCCUGGUAACUGAAUGACUGUAUCAGAUUCUUUAUACUGUAAACAAAAAAACUGAAAAAUCAACUAUUAUGGAAGAAUAAUGUCUGGACCUUAAAGAGCUUGUGAUUGGUUAAUGAACGUAGUGAACAAAAAACUUGCUGUUUGGUCUAUGUACAAUAUACGAUGCAUUAAAAAAAGCUAUUGAAAAAAACCUUAAUAAAAAAAGUUUGGGAUG
Poecilia latipinna (sailfin molly) is the source of this 2207-nucleotide messenger RNA. It is a transcript of the gene aldh7a1, whose product is annotated as aldehyde dehydrogenase 7 family, member A1. The record is from RefSeq and is a predicted model, not a curated record. The transcript is spliced from 3 exons. The coding region runs from base 128 to 1756 and encodes 542 amino acids. Gene Ontology annotation, molecular function: aldehyde dehydrogenase (NAD+) activity. NCBI's taxonomy places the organism in Eukaryota, Metazoa, Chordata, Actinopteri, Cyprinodontiformes, Poeciliidae.